Molecule: messenger RNA, 4451 nt
Organism: Colletotrichum destructivum
Lineage: Eukaryota; Fungi; Ascomycota; Sordariomycetes; Glomerellales; Glomerellaceae
Product: Putative PAS domain, Zinc finger, GATA-type, Zinc finger, NHR/GATA-type, PAS domain superfamily
Exons: 2
Coding region: 1138-4302 (1054 amino acids)
Biological process (GO): regulation of DNA-templated transcription
Cellular component (GO): nucleus
Molecular function (GO): sequence-specific DNA binding; zinc ion binding; protein binding
Source: RefSeq, a predicted model, not a curated record
UUGAAAGUAAGAACGGAGAAAAGAAGAAAAAAGACGGACGGGCGAAAUUCAAAGAAUGCCCAUGAUAAUUUUUAACCACUUGCGGGGUGUUGGGUGCCGGAGAAGCCACACCGGGCAUGCCUUGCCUGUCCUUCCUUCCUUGUCCCUGCAACACUCCCACUCACACUGCGUGACUGUUCUUGAAUGUUACAGCCCAAGCUCCUCUUUCGGGCCUCUUCUCGUCCCCCCAGUCUCCGUCUCUCUCGCGCGUGCGCGUGCCCCCUCUUGCUCGCUCUGCUCCCAUCCGCUCUUCUUGUGUGUUUCUUCCCAUUCCUCGGAGGUCAGUACCGAAGCCCAACAUGAAAGUCCGCUGCAACGCCAGGAACUUAUCUCUAUACCUGUUCACUAACACACAAGUUGCCUCUCGGUAGAAGGUACACCAAGCCAAGGCCCACCGCGCACAUUAUAUAUGCGCUGCGUUACGACGAGCGGCCCUAAGCCCCUUCCUAGGACAUUCGCGCCGCCGCCGCCCCCAAUUUUCCCCCUCCCCUCCUUUUCUACUACCCAGUACUAAGGUCUGUAUGCCUACGCCUGAUACAAUCACCGAAUCUCCAGCAACUCCAUCAAUCUACUCCUCCCCGCAAGAAACCCAAUCUGCGUCCUACCACGGCUUUCCACCACUCCCGUUUGCCGACACGCCCAUCGCCUACUCCUCGAGACGAUCCCACAAAAUCGCCUGCCGAAGCCAUCGUGUUUUCCCACUCGCCGCCCCGGCUCGACUCGACGACUGCACCGUUCCAUGCCGCCCUGAAUUGAACCGCAAAUCCAUACGAUACUGGGCAGUAUUCAUUCGCUACAGCCUCCUUUCGCCACAGCAGACCAACUUUUGCAUUCUCGAACCAACCUCUUCAUCCGUCUUGCUCGAUACUUCACCUGCCUCGAACCAGGCAAAACCGAGGGCCGCGACGCGAUACCUUCCCUGAACGGAUCCACUGCUCGCACCGUCCAGGACGACGCCUUGGAAGACCUCAAACUGCAAAUUGCACAGCUGAACCGUCAGACGUACUAGAAGACUUCUAAACCCCACCAGAGACAACCGACCAACCGACCUGGGCCUUGGUUUGACGAGAAAGCCUCUCCGAGACAAAUGCGCUCACCAUGGAGGCCUUUUAUUCCCAGCUCACUCCCCAGGAGCUACAGCGACAGUUGUCGCAACAGUCCCAGCAGCAGCGCCAGCAGCGCCAACAACAGGGUACAGGACAUCCAGGCGGCCAGGCUUACCAGCAGAUGAACCAAGCUCACGGAAUGUCCAUGAUGGGUACCACCGGCGACUCUCGUGGCACCGGCGAUUCCCUCGACGACAUUAUUCGAGACAACCAUCACGAACUUCAACGCCGUCGUAGCAUAAAUCAGCCAUACAUGCCCUCGGGCCAGAACGCCCAGAACGCCGGCCCCGCCAGGAGACUGUCCAUGAUGGAAUUUGGCGCCGACGACAACCAGAUGCUCCACUACCCUUUCCAAAAUCCGGCAAUGAACGGUGAGUUCACCAAUAUGGCUGGCCGGAUGGACAACGGCAUGAACGGGGGCGUGGACAACACCAUGUCGAACAGCAUGGGCGCCAUGGGCAACGGCGGGCCUGGGAAUAUAUCGAUACCGGCCACCAUGGAUGCAUACUCCGCUCACGACGGCCUGCAAAUGUCGCCGACCAACGCCUUCACCACUUUUUCACCUGACAUGAUGAGCUCCAUGAUGCCGCCAAACUACCCCAACAUGUCGGUUCAUUCGAUGCCUACGACAACGAGCAUGAAUAUGUAUGGCCAAACCUCAAUGACCAACGCAUUCCCGAGUCCUCUGAAUACAAACUCCAACGACUUGACUAUGGACUUGGGCGCCGAUGAAACAACAUCUGCAACAGUAUCACAAAGCGCCCUCGACACUCCCCCACUGGACAUGAACAAUGGGGACAGCGACUCUGUGAACAUGGGCCAACAUUAUCAACCAUCGGGAGACCCUUCGUCCCGGGCCAACAGCCAGUCGGUCAGCUUUCGCCCGAACCCCAGCGGACCUUCUCAGGCAACGCCGUCUUCACUGUCACGUGAGAUGUCGAGUAACUCGGGCCAGGCUUCAUCACAAUCCUCCAACAAUCGGUCUUCGUCCAUGCCCACAAGCCAGGUCGCCGCCGCCCCCCUGACCGACGACACCUCGCCGGCUGCGGGACCAGAGACUCCCCGCGCCGAGUCCAAGGAGAAGAACGUCUACUCCAAGAGUGGCUUUGACAUGCUUCGGGCGCUAUGGUACGUGGCGACGAGGAAAGAUCCCGAAAUCCAUCUGGGUGCCGUGGACAUGUCCUGCGCCUUCGUCGUUUGCGACGUCUCAUUGAACGACUGUCCCAUCAUUUAUGUCUCCGACAACUUCCAGAAUUUGACGGGAUACAGCCGUCAUGAGAUUGUCGGGCAAAACUGUCGCUUCCUUCAGGCCCCCGAUGGCAAGGUGGAGGCCGGCUCCAAGCGCGAAUUUGUCGACGACGCGUCCGUCUACAACCUGAAGAAGAAAAUUGCCGAGGGUCGCGAGGUCCAGCAGAGCUUGAUCAACUACCGCAAGGGCGGAAAACCUUUUCUCAACCUUUUGACUAUGAUUCCCAUUCCCUGGGACGACCCAAACGAAGUUCGUUUCUUCGUUGGAUUCCAGAUCGAUCUUGUGGAGUGCCCGGACGCUAUCGCUCAAGGUCAGGAGGCUGGCGGCGUCAAAGUCAACUACAAGCACAGCGAUAUUGGCCAGUAUAUCUGGACGCCUCCGACGGUGAACGCAGUCGAGCCCGAGAAUGGGCAAACCCUCGGCGUCGACGAUGUGUCCACACUGCUGCAACAGUUCAACCCAAAGGGCGUGGUGUCUGAUUGGCACAAACAGUCGUGGGACAAGAUGCUGCUCGAGAACACUGAUGACGUGGUGCACGUCCUGUCACUCAAAGGGCUCUUUUUGUAUCUUUCCCCGUCUUGCAAGAGGGUCCUGGAAUACGACGCCACCGAGUUGGUCGGCAACUCCCUCUCAACCGUUUGCCAUCCCUCUGACAUUGUUCCCGUUACUCGAGAGCUCAAGGACGCCACCGCUGGCAAUUCCGUCAACAUUGUUUUCCGCAUCAGACGCAAACAGAGUGGUUACACGUGGUUCGAAAGCCAUGGCUCGUUGUUCUUUGAACACGGCAAGGGCCGGAAGUGCAUUAUUCUGGUGGGAAGAAAAAGGCCUGUCUUUGCACUGAGCCGGCGAGACUUGGAAGCACACGGAGGCAUCGGCGACAGCGAGUUGUGGACAAAGAUCUCGGUCUCGGGAAUGUUCCUGUUCGUCUCGUCCAAUAUUCGAUCUCUGCUCGAUCUGCAGCCAGAUACCCUCAUCGGCACCAGCAUGCAGGAGCUGAUGCGCAGAGAGAGUCGUGCCGAGUUUGGCCGAGCGAUCGAGAAGGCUAGGCGGGGUAAAAUGGUUACCUGCAAGCACGAGGUUCACAACAGAAGAGGACAAGUCCUUCAAGCACAAACAAUACUGUAUCCCGGAGACGCCGCAGACGGCCAGAAACCGACGUUUUUGCUCGCACAGACCAAGCUCCUCAAGGCUUCAUCGAGGGCCAUCGCACCAGCAGCUACACCGCCUGGCAGCGUUAAAUCCACCUCUCAAGCCAUCCCAAACACCCAGCCCACCCAGAACACUGACUUGACCAAGACGGGCCCGAUGUCAGUACCAGGCGGCAAGGGGAUACCGGGCUCGCAGGAGGCAGCCCUGGCCUCAGACGAUAACAUCUUUGACGAGCUUCGGACGACCAAGUGCUCCAGUUGGCAGUUCGAACUGCGUCAGAUGGAAAAGGUUAACAGGAUUCUGGCCGAAGAACUGGGUGGUUUACUAUCAAACAAGAAAAAGAGAAAGCGGAGAAAGGGAGUUGGCAACGUUGUCCGUGACUGUGCCAACUGCCAUACGCGCAACACACCCGAAUGGCGCAGAGGGCCGAGCGGUCAAAGAGACCUGUGCAACAGCUGCGGCCUACGCUGGGCGAAGCAGGUUGGUCGGGUUUCGCCGCGUAAUUCAUCCCGAGGGGGUGGAAACACCAACAUCGACGGACAAAGCAAAAAAUCGAACUCACCAGUACACUCGUCUCAGCUUCAGAACGAAGUUAAGGCGAGCAGUAGUACGCCGGCUCGACCCAGCGACGGGUCGUCUGGCAACGCAACGCCCGCAACUUCGGUUUCCGUCUCCAAAAGCCACACUAACAUGCCCCCUCCCAGCCAGCCUCUCCUCGAAGGUGGCAGCGGCGGUGGCAUGACGUCCAUACGAGAAUAACCAGAGACUGACCGACUGUUUGUCGACUGAAGCAAGUGUUCUCCAUCACACCAAGACUCGCCUUUCACAUACUCACUUCGAUCGCAUUUAUCCCUCGAGAUACCACUUAUACCUUUGCUUCUUUCGCUUCUUUUCGCGCCAAUGGCGAU